GCAAGAUCCUAAAAUCUGCCUUCGGCGUCUCAUUCCCCCCCAUAGACAAUGGGCUUCUCAACCUCCGAGCUGCCCUUACUCGCCGCCGGCCCAAGGCAUGGGAAAAGGGGCCCCACGCCGGCUCCGCUGCGCUCGGACUUGUCCGAACUCCAUGCCCGCGAACAGCCGGAGGUACGGCAUCCAUCAGCUACAGCCAGUCUCCUCAACUAUUUUCCAACAAUAAUCCUCGAUCUAGAACGUAUACAAUACAUAUGACCAGAUGGAAAGAUGAGCAACCGGAUUUGCGGACUGUUUGUCUCUGUCCGGAAAAUUCAGACCUCCGCUUCACCGUGCGGGGCGAUCGUUGCAAGGUCGGUUUCGGCAUAAGGAUUUCUGAUGCGAGUAUUUCGGUUCGGCCUGAUUACUGUCUCCACGAUAUGGAUCGCCUUCGGGGGUGGCUGCAUGCUGUAUGGGGCAACUCCGCAUCAGAUCUUAGCUCGAAUAUUUCUCGUUUUGUGUGUAUUUGUCACACGCAAUAUGCCGAGAAGACGUGGAGGACAGAAGAAGAUCGAAGAUGUGUUCCUCCUCCCGCCGAACGUUUGUCAGAGGUUCAUUCUUCUCUAUACCUGCGCUCGGUUGACGGCAGGCAUGAAUCCGCCAGGAACACUGCAAACCGUCUUCCAUCUGCACUGCAUCAAUUGAUGGCCCACUACUGGAAUCUCGAUGAAAAAGACAGCUCUUUGUCAUUGUUAUUGACUCGCUCAUUCAGGGGUGCAACAACCGCGUUGCUGUUGCAAGCCUCCGGAAACCUCGGAGGUCCUGUUUGAACGCUAUAAAGAUGGGCCAAAUAUGGCACUCUCAUUUCCGUGGCAACCCCGUGUCUCCGACUCUCUAGCUCUCUCUAACCACACCGUUUGCUCUGCCUUUCAAGAUGCGAUUCGCAGCUCGCCUCACUAUUGCGGUCUCCGUGAUCACUGGUGCGCUGGCCUUGCCUCAGAUCAUGUCGAGCGAGACCUUCGUCUCUACUCCUUCCAUUACUAUUACUCCUUCCAUCACCAUUACUCCUUCCAUUACUGUUACUCCUUCCACUACUAUUCCUUUGACAGACGAGAACCCUCACCCGACGAGUUCGGUUUCCUUUGUUUCUGAACCUACUUCGAUCAUCAGCUUUGUUUCCGAACCUACUUCGACCAUCAGCUUUAUUUCUGAACCUACUUCGACCAUCAGCUUUAUUUCGAUCCCCAGCUCGGCUUCGAUCCCGAGUGGUAGCGGUCCUCAUACGGUGCCCACUGGUCCGCACACGGUAGCCACAGCGGGUGGUCCGCACACGGUAGCCACGGCUAGUGGUCCGCAUACGGUAGCCACAGCUAGUGGUCCCCACACGGUAGCCACAGCUAGUGGUCCCCACACGGUAGCCACAGCUAGUGGUCCCCACACGGUAGCCACUGCUGGUGGUCCGCACACGGUAGCCACUGCUGGUGGUCCGCACACGGUAGCCACGGCUGGUGGUCCUCAUACGGCGCCCACAGCGGGUGGUACCGGCCCUGAGACCACUGCUAUCAAUUGA
Dacryopinax primogenitus is the source of this 1546-nucleotide messenger RNA. RefSeq lists its product as uncharacterized. Bases 911 to 1546 code for a protein of 211 amino acids. The record is from RefSeq and is a predicted model, not a curated record. The transcript is spliced from 4 exons. Lineage: Eukaryota; Fungi; Basidiomycota; Dacrymycetes; Dacrymycetales; Dacrymycetaceae.